GCCCGCCAGGGGCCCUGUCACUUAGCAGCGAGUGGUGAGUAGACAGACUCUCAUUAAAUCCUGGUGAACCGACUGACCAGCUGACAGAGGUCCGAGGAGGCACGUUGCCUCAGGCCCAGCCACUGGUCUGGCCAGGUGUCCCCAGGUGCUUCCUCUUGUCUGAUGGGCACCGCCCUAAUGGCCCCCAAACUGCGGGGGCCCUAAGACCUCUACCUCUCUGGGCCCAAGGUAUCCUCUCCAGGAGACAGAGAGGCCAGGUUCAGUUAGGGUUCGAACCUACUGCAGAGGAGGUGAGAGGACGCCGCACACCCCAGAGGUGAGGGGCCACAGCGGGGGGGGGGGUGCUCCAGCAGGGAAGGGAGAAAGGGGAGUCAUCCUCAGAGCGGCAGAGUCCCAAGAUGAGGAGGGCAGCUGGCGCCCCCCUCCGGGGCUCCCUCAGUGCUCCCUAUAGGGUUUUAGAUGACUUAGGAGGGUUCUGUCAGCACCUGGCUGGUCGCGGGGGGGGGGGGUAGUAGGGCCCGCACCCCAGGCCUGGCCACAGCACCCGGUCCCUCCAGGGCCUCCUCCCGUGCCAGGGGGACCCAGGUCUGUCAUCUCCCACCCCAGGCCCCUGGGCCCCUCUCUCCUGGAAGCAAGGCCACAGGCUCCCCUCCCUGAAAAUCAUAAACUAUAAAUCGGAGACACACUUGGUUCCCCGAGCAGGCCCCCUCCCGCCCUCCUGCCGUCAUUCCUGGCAGGCGGACCAGUGAGCUCACUCAUUACAUAAGGCAUGUGAGCUAUUUCUUGGGGGCAGGAGCUCCCCCUGCACGGGGCUCCGUUUCCCCUCUCCAGCUCCAACCACAAGCCAAGGGGGUCUGGGCCUAAGAGGCAAGACCCCCAUGUUCCCAGGGCCCCCUCACCCCGUGCGGGAGGAGGGGCUGCUCAGCCCAGGUCCCAGCCCCCACCCCUCCAGGAACAGGAGACCGAAGGUCCUCCCUGAGCGGCACCCGGAGGGCGGCGGGCAGCGACCCAGCCCCAGCCAGGUCUCAGGCAUGAGGGAAGGGGUCCCAAGGGCAUCACUGGCUGCUGCGUUUCAGUCACGGCUCCCAGGACGGGCACAGGCGUUCCUCUCUCUCUGGAUUGGGGGUCGCUCCCGCUGGCACCCCCCCCCCGGCCCCAUCUGGUGCUCUUGGCCCCUCGGAGGACACCUGGAUCAUCCGAGGGCCCCAAGCCCAGCGACAUUUCAGCCAGGACGUGUGCUCCUGGGAGGAGAGGCAACCAGCUAUCACUUUGCUCAGAACAGAGGACCCCCAGGGAAGGACCCCGGGGUGGGGUGGGGGGGUGGAAGGAGCCCCAGCAGGACAGCCAUGUUUCCCGGAGGUGGGCCCCAGCCCAGGGAGCCCUCCGCUAGCUGCUGGGGGUCCUCCCAGGAGCCUCCGGCCUCAGCUGUUGGGGGACAGGGGCCCAGGGACCUCGGACCCCCUGCCGCACUUCCGUGACCGACAGGGACUGAGGGUGACCCGUGAGGACACGGCUUGAAGGGACGGACGGGCAACAUGUGCAGGGCAUCUGGGGGGCAGGCAGCGAGGAGCAGGGCAGGGCCGCUCCCCGCCUGGAAGGGGGGUCGUGGACGCGGGUGGGGUGGGCGUGCGGGCCGCCUGCGCCGUCUGCCCCGUGGUGGGGGGCUCCUCGGCGGGGUGUGGGGAGGGGACGGGGUGCGAAGCCCCCGUCCCCUCCCCACCCCCCCGCUUGGCCCUGCCUGCAAGAAGUCGGGAGGACACCCAGCCACUCGCCGCCCUGCCCGCCGCCCGGAGGGAGGCCUGUGCGGCGCUCAGGGCUUCCAAGGCGCCUCGCUGCGCCCUGCGAGGGGACAGGGGACAGGGGACAGGGGACAGGGCUCUCGGGCGGCGGGGACGCGGGGAGCCCGCAGGCCGGAAACAAGACCACGGCUCCUUUCUUUUCAGAGACUCGAUUUCUUGGAACGCACACCCUUCGGGUUUGCUAUUUUUACCCGCCCCAGCCUUCCGGUCUCCAUGGCGACGCCUCCAAACAGCAGAUUCCAGGCGGCAAUGACGUCACCUUUCCCCUUCCUGCCGCCCAGGCCUCCGGGCGCUGCCGGGCCGACCCCGUCGCGCGCCCCCCUGCGCCCCGGCCGGGCCCCCACCCCCCUCCCCUCCCCCGGCCGUGGGGUCCCCCGCGCCCCCGCGCCCCUGCCCGCCCGCCGGCGGGGCCUUGGGGGGCCGCGCCGCCCGUCCCCGCGGGGCGGCUGUGCUGGAGCCCCCGUGGCAGAGGGCACGGGCCCAGGGCGGCCCUCCCUCCCGCUCCGGGAUCCCUGCCAUGCGGGCCGCCCUGUGGGAGCUGCGCGGGCCCUCGCGGCCGGGGAGGCAGGGGCAGGCCGGCGCCAGGCCUCGCUGGCCGCGGGGGUAGCAGCCCGUCUGGCCUGGGAAGCCCCUGCCGCUCCCUCGUCGGAAACCGGUGACCUACGGCAGAGGGGCUCCGAGGUGGCGGGAGAGCCGCAGGGGCCCGUGGCCUGGUCGUUUGAGCCCCUGCCGCUGUGCCCCUGGGCGUCCGAACCCCCUCCCGCAUGGUGGCAGUCCUGUCCGGGCCUGUCGUGGGCCAUGCGCUGCACACCUGGGUCCUGAUCGGCAGUGGAGCCGUGCGGCCUCUGCCCCUGGGCCCGGGUAUCCUACCGGGGGUCAACGGCCGCGCCCGUGUGGGCCAACACUUUACCCAGCUGUCCCUGUAACGCCCAGCCUGAGCUCAGUCCUCGGCCCAAACCAAGCACAAGGACACUUGGGGCUGGAGGGCCAGCCAUGUGCGACUGGGGUCCGGUGGGAGCGAGGGCUACCCGGGUCACCGCCCCCCACCUCCCGUGAAACACCCUCCCCCUCCCCCCUCCGGGUGUUAGCGCCACACUGUGGACUCACUUUCUCCACAGUGGUUGAGGAGUCUCCUCGGUGGCUCGUGGGGUAGGAAGCGCUGCGUGGGGUGGGGGCACCACAGCCCUGCUGUGGCCUGCUGGGGUGCGGGGGUGCUGGGGGGCCCCACCCCCACCCCGAAGCAGGGCCCGCCCCUCCCCAGCAGCCCAAGGGGCGGAGACAAAAUAACCCUCGGCCGCACCCCCAGCAGCCUCCCCCACCCAAAGCAGAAGCUGGGCCUGAGGUUCAGAGAGGGGAGCAGGACAGGCAGGGCAGAGGCGGCACCGUGGCCGGCUGGGGGCCGGUCGGAGAGUCGGGGCCACGCUGCAUCGGGCCAGCGUCCAGAAGGGCAAAGAAGGCGCUUAUAGCAGCUACACCGUCGGCUGCGGUCUCUGCUCCCAGAAACGGUAUUGAAACAAGGUGGUUUCGAGGCUCACAUUCCUGCCCUCCUGCUCGAUGCGAGGUACGAAGCCCCAACUCGCCCCUGUCUGACGUGGGCAGGCGCGCUCGCAGGCCCGGGCACGAGGCAGGCAGGUGGGCCGCCCGUCUCCAGAGCCCUGCACAGACGCCUUCACAGAAAGGUGUGCAGAGAAGCGGCCAGCCCUGCAGGUGGGCCUCGUGACCCACCCCACCCCCGCGAGCCUGUCUGUCCUCAGGCUGUGUCCCAGGGGCCCUGCCCGUGCUGGGGGCCCCAGGCAGGCGGCUGGGCCCCCUGGAGUGGGGGUGGCUCUAGCCGGGGUGGACGGGGUUGUCCACUUAAGCACCCACUCCGGCGGGCUCCGUCCAGACAGAAGACAGGAAGGGGUCACUGGGUCUGGGGAGCUGUUGGACACUGAGGGCCCUGAGAGCAGGCUUCAUGCGGAGGGUGUGAAAUUUGAGGACAAACAGCUCGUGGCCCCGGAGCAAGCGGAGUCCGGGCACCCCCGGCACCCGCGGGCAGUCCUGUCCGUCUGCCCUUCUGCCUCUCGCUCUUUAACAACACAGGCUCCUGGGACCACCACUGCCCCUACCCUUUCUUCCCGACUUGACCGUUUGGGCUCCUGCCAGGCCCCACGCGAGGCCCCUGGUCUGAGCUCCGGUCAGCCAGACGUGUCCUGCCCAGGCUGAUGAUCCAGGAGGAGGUCAGGGGGCUCUGGCCCUGAGGGGCGGUGGUGUCCACGGGGGAGACCCCAUGCCAGGCAUGAAUGUGGAAUCGAUUUCUUCCACCAAGUUUAUCAAGGACCUGUAUUUACUGAGAGAUGAGCAGGAAAAAGUUCUUGUUCUCAAGUGCUUACAGUUUCAUGAGAGACAAUGAAAAAUUAAAUUUCCAUGUGUUUUAUACGAGAUGGGGACACACAGUCCUACAAAGAGUAGACCGGAGUGAGGUAGAUGGGAUGCUGAGGGGGCUCCUUAUGAAGUCCAUUUCAACAAAGCCCUAAAAUGGGUAAGGAAUGAGCAUUCUGGGUGGAGAACAGCAGGUGCAAAGGCCCUGAGGCAGCAGCUCUGGUCAGGGUCCACGUGGAGGGUGGAGGGCAGUGAAGUAAGGAGGAGGAAGAGGUGCGGGAGGGUGGGCAGAUGACACUGAGCCUGCUGUUCACCCCCAGCAUUGCUCCCCCAGGGACAGGGUCCUAGGGGGUACUGUGUCGAGCCUGAGAGCCCCUCCCCCACCUCUGUCACUGACAGGCUGGGGCAGAACAGCUUCCGGGUGGGGCGAAGGGAAGGGAAGUUCAGCAAACAGCACCCCCUGCCUCCACUUUGCUGCUGGAAACACUGAGGACUGGAUACGGACAAUAGAUUCCGAGUGGCCGAGGCUACUUUUCUGAAUGCUGUGUCCCCAGGCUGGAGUGACAGCCAAGAGGAAGUCCCUCGCCUGGCCCUGGCCAGGCUCCUCCACGGUGCCUGGGCAGCCCCUCCCCACCCUGCUCAGGGACCCCCUGCCUGCUGCCCUGCCCGUGACUUUAGGAGUUGGCCAUGGGGCCGGAGGGCCUGGGUACGGGGUGCAGGCUGCCUGGCCCGCCACCCCCAGAGCCACCUCCCACAGCCCCACGGACACGGCAGGGAAGGUCCUGCGGCCACGGGCCUGGCAUUGGCCUCUGCCCAGCACCUUCCACAGACCGCCCCACCUCCAGGCCGAGCGCUGCCCAGAGGCUCUCAUCUCCUGACCUGGGAGGAGGGGCCGACAGGGGGACAAAGGCCGCGAUGGCAAGGGCAGGUCUGAGGAUGGGCGCAUCAGGGACAACUGACCAGCAGAGAGAGGACAGUGCCUGCAGGUGACAGCAGGGGAUGCCGGCGGAGGUGGCGAGGCCCAGGCUUCUGAGUGGCCAGCUGGGCCUGAAGGUGCCUCAGGGACUGGGGGGCCGGCUGUCUCCCGGGGCUGCCGCUCCAGCCAGGACCCCUCCCUCCGCAUCCUGGACUGAGGGCUGGAGAGUGACAGGCUGUGGACUGAGGGCUGGAGAGCAGGUGCCCCAGGAGCCAACUCAAGGACACCUCCAGGGAAGCGGAUGACAGCUUUCCAGGAGGAGAGCCCACGGCGCCGCCCACCCCGGCUCACGCUCAGGGUCGGCCGAAGAGUCCCGUCUGGGCCCCCUUUCGGCCGGCACCCCCGGAGGCUCUGGGGACACGGUGGGGGGCAGACGGCAGGCUGGUCCUCCCGGAAGGUAGCGGCACCCCCGGCCUCCCGCCCCCACUUGUGCGGUAAGAAAAGCCAGCAGCGGCCACCGGUGGACGGAGGGCCUGUGGAGGAGCUUCAGGUGGCUCAGGAAGGCUUCUUUGCGCGGGGGGCACCGGAGCAGAGCCCGAGGGUCAGCAGGGGGACCCCGUGGGGGGCAGAAGCCUGAGCCGGAGACACGGGGACACAGGCAGGGCCGGUGUGGCUGUGCAGAGGGCAUGGGCGCAGGACGGGGCAGGGGGCGCGGGACGCGGGACCUCACGGCAGUGACAAGGUUCUACGGGACGCUGGGACGGGGUGGGGAGGCUUGGAAGCAGGGCUCGGAAACUGGUCCCGGAGAGAGGUGGGGGCUUGGAAACGGGGCCGCCGUCUCUCCC
Felis catus (domestic cat) is the source of this 5921-nucleotide messenger RNA. Its product is annotated as translation initiation factor IF-2-like. Lineage: Eukaryota; Metazoa; Chordata; Mammalia; Carnivora; Felidae. The transcript is spliced from 5 exons. The coding region runs from base 1536 to 2621 and encodes 361 amino acids. The record is from RefSeq and is a predicted model, not a curated record.